AAAAACCCCAAAAAGAAAAUAUAAUUGUCAGCAACAGCUCCCACUUUAUUCACCUGUUCAUUGACCCAUCCAUUGAUAUUAUAAUAUAUAUGUAUAUAUAUCAUCACCAUUUUCUUUCAUAUACCUUAUUAAAAACUAAAAAGUUAAAGACUUGGGGAUCCAAGAAUUUACACUUACUAGCUGAUAAAGAUUACAACUUUGGAUUAUCCCAAGAACCCCAUUAGUCUCUUCUUUCUAAUUUCUGUGUUGUAACUGAAAAAAUUUAGAACUUUGGGGGUACCCCAAGAACCCCAUUAAUCUCAGAUUUUUGUGUUCUAACUGAAAAAUUAGAACUUGGGGUCAAGUGAAGAAUCUUGAAAAUGGGUAAUUAUAGAGUAUGUGUGUGUUUUACACGAAAAUUCAGGGUAUCUGAGGCAGAGCCACCAGCAGAUGUAAAAGAGGCAUUCAAGAAAUAUGCUGAUGGUGGUAACCAGAUGAGUUCAGAGCAGUUGUUGAAGUUCUUGAUUGAAGUUCAAGGAGAGACCCAAUUGACUGGUGCUGAUGCUGAUGCUAUUGUUCGACAGAUCCUUCAGAAAAGACACCCCAUUACUAAGUUAGCGCGCCAGGCUCUUGCACUUGAUGAUUUUCAUCAUUACCUCUUCUCUGCUGACAUUAAUCCCCCAAUCAAUUCAAAGGUUGUCCAUGAUAUGAAUGCUCCACUCUCCCAUUAUUUUAUAUUCACUGGACACAAUUCUUACUUGACCGGGAAUCAGCUGACGAGUGACUGCAGUGAUGUUCCAAUCAUAAAGGCACUGAAAAAAGGUGUAAGGGUGAUAGAGCUUGAUAUAUGGCCAAAUUCCGACAAGGAUGACGUACACGUACUUCAUGGAAGGACAGUGACAACCCCUGUGGAAUUAAUAAGAUGUCUCAAGUCAAUAAAAGAGCAUGCAUUUUCUGCUUCUCCUUACCCUGUUGUAAUAACGCUGGAAGAUCAUCUAACGCCUGAACUUCAAGCAAAAGUGGCUCAGAUGCUGACUGAAACAUUUGGAGAAAUGCUCUUUGUUCCUGAAUCUGAUAGUCUAAAGGAAUGCCCUUCACCAGAAGAACUAAAGCAUCGUAUUAUUAUUUCAACCAAACCUCCAAAAGAGUACCUUGAAGCCAGUGCUAGUGUUUGUAAAGACAGACGAAAUGGCUCUCAGAGGUCAAAGGAGUCCGAGGAUGAUGUAUGGGGUUCCGAACCUUCAAGCUUGACAGCUGAUCAAGAAGAAAAUGAAAAGAGCGACAGUGAUAAAAGCUAUGAAGAUGACGAUGACUCCACUCAUAGAGGACAGGUGGCAUCUGCUUAUAAACGCCUUAUUGCCAUCCAUGCUGGCAAACCUAAAGGUGGAUUGAAGGAGGCAUUGAAAAUCGAUCCUGAUAAAGUAAGACGCCUAAGUUUAAGCGAACAGGCUCUCGAAAAGGCUGCUGAAUCUCAUGGAGCUGAAAUUGUGAGGUUCACGCAAAGAAACAUUCUAAGGGUGUACCCUAAAGGUACUAGAUUUAACUCCUCCAACUACAAGCCACUAAUAGGUUGGAUGCAUGGAGCUCAGAUGGUUGCAUUUAACAUGCAGGGAUAUGGUAGAGCAUUAUGGUUGAUGCACGGGAUGUUCAGGUCAAAUGGAGGCUGUGGCUAUGUUAAAAAGCCUGAUUUCUUACUGAAUGUUGGUCCUAAUAAUGAAGUUUUUGAUCCGAAAGCAAAGUUGCCGGUUAAGAAAACUUUGAAGGUGAAAGUAUAUAUGGGAGAUGGAUGGCAUUUAGAUUUUAAGCAAACUCACUUUGAUUUGUAUUCACCCCCGGACUUCUACACAAGGGUCGGGAUAGCUGGAGUACCUGCUGAUGAGAUAAUGAAGAAAACAAAGACUAAAGAGGACAUAUGGACGCCGGUUUGGGAUGAAGAAUUUACCUUCCCUCUGACUGUACCUGAAUUAGCUUUGCUGAGAAUUGAAGUACACGAAUACGACAUGUCAGAGAAGGACGAUUUUGCAGGCCAAACAUGUAUACCUGUUUCGGAGUUGAAAGCUGGCAUACAUGCAGUUCCACUCUGUGACAGAAAAGGUGAGAAAUAUAAUUCCGUGAGGCUACUCAUGCGCUUUGAGUUUGUAUGAGGGUUCUUUAGUGUUCUGUGCUUCUCGUGCUUUCGUGUUUUGGAUGUUUGUAAUAAUGUCACAAUGUUCUCUCCUUGGAGAAGCUUGUAUUGCAAAAAAGAUUUCCAUGUGGCUUUGUAGUUUGUACAGUAUACUCUACAAGUAGAACUAGGUUCAAGUUCCAUUUGUUUUGUGAUUUCUGUUGUCUUUGUGAACAUGAGUUUAAAAGACAAAAAAAUAUAGCAGCUGCUAAAGGGUGGCACCCUCAAGUAUUCCUCCAAA
This is a messenger RNA of Solanum dulcamara, 2384 nucleotides long. RefSeq names its product phosphoinositide phospholipase C 4-like. Lineage: Eukaryota; Viridiplantae; Streptophyta; Magnoliopsida; Solanales; Solanaceae. Bases 360 to 2123 code for a protein of 587 amino acids. Gene Ontology annotation, biological process: phosphatidylinositol-mediated signaling; lipid metabolic process. The record is from RefSeq and is a predicted model, not a curated record. The transcript is spliced from 9 exons. Gene Ontology annotation, molecular function: phosphatidylinositol-4,5-bisphosphate phospholipase C activity.